AGGUAUGAUGAUGCAUUGAAAAAAUUUGACGACAUCUCGUGAAUAAAAAAAUAUAAAAUAGAAUAAUAUCAAAGAGUGAUGUAUGUGACAAGAACAACAAGGACUCGAUACAGAAAAGAAAUGAUAAGUUUUUGUCAUGAACAACAUCUUUGAAAGUAUUAACAAACAUAAUCAAACGGUAUUGAACGAGACUAAAAUUCGUGCUAAAUCUGUACCAAGAAAUUUACGUGAAAAUCGUUACGAAGAAUUUGAUAUCUUAUGUGCAGAGAGUGAUAAUGAAUCGAGAAAAAUUAAUGUUGAAAGUUCAAAAACGAAGAAGAAAAAGAAACGAAGAUACUUAACAAUUUGUACAAAUAAUUGCAAAUACGAAGUAGUAAGACGCGUAGCAACACGAUUUGGUAUGAAAGAAGUUACCGAAGACAGUAGUUGGAAUUUAUAUUGGACAGAUUUAAGUGUCAGUAUAGAACGUGCCAAGGAUAUGAAAAGAUAUCAAAAGAUCAAUCAUUUUCCUGGAAUGACAGAAAUCUGUAGAAAAGAUUUAUUAGCUAGAAAUCUUAAUCGUAUGUUCAAAUUAUUUCCAAAGGAUUAUAAUUUUUUUCCUAAAACUUGGUGUUUUCCUGCCGAUCAUGGUGAAGCUAUUGCUUAUUCAAAGUUACAUCGAUCGAAAACAUUUAUAAUCAAACCGGACACUGGUUGUCAAGGACGUGGAAUUUAUUUGACAAGAAGUUUGAAGGAUGUUAAACCUAAUGAACGUUUGAUCUGUCAAGUUUAUGUUUCUAGGCCAUAUUUGAUAGACGGAUACAAAUUUGAUCUUCGUAUUUACACAUUGAUAACAUCGUGCGAUCCUCUACGAAUUUACGUUUACAAUGAUGGCCUAGCAAGAUUUGCUACGAGUAGAUACAAGGAACCAUCUUGUCAUAACACAUCCAAUGUUUUUAUGCAUUUAACUAAUUACGCUGUUAACAAACACAGUCGUAUGUACAUUGUCGAUGAAGAAAUUGGUAGCAAAAGAAAAAUUUCCACAUUAUUGAAAUGGUUAAAAAUGAAAAAUAUCGACGUUGAUGAUUUAUGGAAUAAAAUAGAUGAGAUUAUUAUCAAAACUAUACUUGCUGCACAUCCAAUACUUAAACACAGUUAUCGUACAUGUUUUCCAACUCAUGACAAAACUUAUGCAUGUUUUGAACUUUUAGGAUUUGAUAUUUUACUCGAUUGGAAAUUAAGACCAUAUCUGUUAGAAGUCAAUCAUUCACCAAGUUUUCAUACAGAUGCACAAAUUGAUAAAGAUAUUAAAGAAGCUUUGUUGAUUGAUACAUUUGAAAUGUUGAAUCUACAACAGUGUGAUAAGAAAAAAAUUAUUGAAGAAGAUAGAAAACGUGUACGAGAUCGAUUACUUCAGGGUGUUAUAUUGAAAGAUUUGAAUUCAAAUCAUGAUAAUACAAUGAUGAAUGUAUUAAAAUUGGAAAAAACUGAUCGAGAUUAUAUCGAAAGACAAUUUAAAUGGGAGGACGAUCAUAUUGGUAAUUUUCGUCGAGUAUAUCCUUGCAAGGAUGAUAAUAAAUAUCAACAAUUUUUCAAACAAAGUGGUACUACAGUUUUUCAAGAAACUGUAGCUUCACGUGCACGAGAGGAAGCUUCUAAAGUUCAAAGAGAAGAAAAGGAAAUCAGAUUGAGAGAACAAGAGAGUAAAAGGAUCAAUGGUAGAUGGUGUGAUCAAAAAAUAAUUCCUGAAAGUCCAAAUGUUCAACAAAAAAAUAUUCCUAAACGAUUGGAACAGAAAUCUUUUACUUAUUUCAAAAAAAUGAUACCACAAAAAGCAGCACCAAACUUAACAAAAAAUUCGAACAAAGUUCUGUCAUCGUUUGAACCUGAAAUAAUAUCAGAAUCUGAAGAAAGAGAAAGAAUAACUGCAUUAGUUCAACGUGAUUUUCUUUUAAGAAGUUAUGGUAUACUUGAACAAAUUUACAUGGCUAUGAAACAGAAUGGUACACUUAGGGACAAGGAUGUAAAAAAAUAUGGGCUUUAUGGAAAACUUGCAUUGAAUAAUGAUCAAAAUUUAUUGUCACAAACAUUUCAUCAUUCAGCUUGUCAAGAAAGAACAUUGAAUAUUUGUAAUCAUCAUCAUAAUGAUCAUUCUAAUCAUCGAUUGAAUCAUUAUUGA
Molecule: messenger RNA, 2158 nt
Organism: Polistes dominula (European paper wasp)
Lineage: Eukaryota; Metazoa; Arthropoda; Insecta; Hymenoptera; Vespidae
Product: tubulin polyglutamylase TTLL13
Biological process (GO): protein polyglutamylation; microtubule cytoskeleton organization
Cellular component (GO): ciliary basal body
Molecular function (GO): tubulin-glutamic acid ligase activity; tubulin binding
Source: RefSeq, a predicted model, not a curated record